Messenger RNA from Globicephala melas (long-finned pilot whale), 834 nucleotides. RefSeq names its product patatin like phospholipase domain containing 5 (gene PNPLA5). Gene Ontology annotation, cellular component: membrane; lipid droplet; cytoplasm. The record is from RefSeq and is a predicted model, not a curated record. Gene Ontology annotation, biological process: triglyceride catabolic process; lipid homeostasis. Gene Ontology annotation, molecular function: triacylglycerol lipase activity. Lineage: Eukaryota; Metazoa; Chordata; Mammalia; Artiodactyla; Delphinidae.
AUGGAGGCCUUGGUCUGCACCUUAUCCUUCCCUUUCUACUGUGGGAUGAUUCUCCCCGACUUCAGAGGGGAGCGCUACAUCGACGGCGCUCUGAGCAACAACUUGCUUGUGGACUCCCCCUCCACCAUCACUGUGUUUCCCUUCCACGGGACAGUGGACAUCUGCCCCCAGAGCAGCUUGGCCAGCAUGCAUGAGCUGAACGCCUUCAAUGCCACCUUCCAGAUCUGCACCAAGAACUUCUUCCCGGGGGUCACCUCCAGCCCCGAGGUAGUGGCCGACAACUGCAGACAAGGCUACCUGGACGCCCUGAGGUUCCUGGAGAGAUGCAGACUCACCAGGGAGCCAGUGCUGUGGACGUUGGCAUCUAAGGAGCCCCCAGCCCCAACGGAUGGGACCCGGGAUGCUGACUGUGACAGGCCAGUGCCCAGUGUGCUGGUCAGGGAUGUGCUCGGCUUUGAGCAGCUCUCCCCGGAGCUGGAGGCAGCACUGAAGAAAGCCUGUCUGAGGGACCCCCGCACCAGGGCUUCCUUCUGCCAGGCGGGCCCUGGGUGGGCGCUAAUACCUUGCACACGGCCCUUUGAGUAUGUCUACUUCCAGAGCAGAAGGUUGGUGACGUGGCUGCCCGACAUGCGCGACCUGCGGUGGAUGCGGGGCUUGCUGAGGAACUUGGUCCUCAAAGUCUAUUCCAGGAUGAAGGACCAGCUCCUCAGGCCGGGCAGCUACUGGUCGCCAGCCCCCUCCAGCCUGAGGCUGCUCCUCCCAAGGACCUGGCCAAGGAGCCCAGACCCACCCAUCAGGCCUGAGGAGACCAAGUUGGACCAGCCCAGUGACUGA